Messenger RNA from Leptomonas pyrrhocoris, 527 nucleotides. Its product is annotated as putative profilin. The transcript has a single exon. Gene Ontology annotation, molecular function: actin monomer binding. Gene Ontology annotation, cellular component: cell cortex. The coding region runs from base 75 to 527 and encodes 150 amino acids. Lineage: Eukaryota; Euglenozoa; Kinetoplastea; Trypanosomatida; Trypanosomatidae. The record is from RefSeq and is a predicted model, not a curated record.
AGUUCGCGACACGCUCUCGCUUCUUCUCUUUACUCAAUUAUAUUUCUUCUGUCUCUAUUUCUGAACACUACAAAAUGUCCUGGCAGGCGUACGUUGAUGACAGCCUUAUUGGCAGCGGCAACAUGCACAGUGCCGCUAUUAUCGGAAUUGCUGAUGGCAGCUACUGGGCGUAUGGCGGCAACUACAUCCCGCAGCCGGAGGAGGUGAAGCACAUCCAGAGCUGCUUAAACGACUUUACUGUCGUGCAGUCGUCCGGUGUCACUAUAUAUGGCGUGAAAUUCUUCGGUCUGCAGUGCGGAUCGGAUGGGGACAGCAAAUACAUCUUUUUUAAGAAAGGCGCGGCCGGCGGCUGCAUCUACACCACCAAGCAAGCCUUCAUUGUCGCGGUAUACGGCAACCCCGGUGACGCGUCUUCUCUCACGCAGGAUCUCAAGAAGAACGCUGCUCACGCCGCCACCGUCAACCCCGCCGACUGCAACACCACCGUUAAGCGCAUCGCUGACUACCUCAUCAAGCUGGGGUAUUAG